CCAUUUCAAUGGUGCAGCUUUCCCAAGCCCCUUUCCAUCGUCCAUCAUCACCUUCAGGCCGGUUGGAGGAAGGGGAGGAGAAGAGGAUGAAGGCGGCCAAGCAGCAGGUGACCCCGACUGGGGAGAGCCCGGCUCCCGCCAGCCCCCUGCAGUCCGCGCUGAGCACGGCGGCCUCUCCUUCCCAGGCGUAUGAGAUCUACAUCGACAACGGGCUCAUCUGCCUCAAACACAAGAUCAGGAAUAUCGAGAAAAAGAAGCUCAAACUAGAAGACUACAAAGAUCGUCUGAAGAAGGGAGAAACCCUCAAUCAAGACCAAUUGGAGGCAGUAGAGAAAUAUGAUGAAGUAGUGCACAACCUGGAAUUUGCCAAGGAGCUUCAGAAGACUUUUUCAGGGCUUAGCCAAGAUCUGCUGAAAGCACAGAAGAAGGCUCAGCGGAGAGAGAGUCUACUGAAGCUUGAAGCAGAGAAGAAAAAGCUGCGUACAAUACUUCAAGUCCAGUAUGUGCUGCAGAACUUCACUCAAGAGCAUGUACAGAAAGAUUUCAAAGGUGGUGUGAAUGGUGCAAUAUACUUGCCUUCUAAAGAACUAGACUACCUCAUAAGAUUUGCAAAAUUGACGUGUCCAGAAAGAAAUGAGAACUUGAGUGUUGAAGACCAGAUGGAACAAUCAUCUCUCUACUUCUGGGACCUUCUAGAAGGAAGUGAGAAACCUGUGGUUGGAACAACAUAUAAACACAUGAAGGACCUGUUAUCCAAACUUCUAGACUCUGGCUACUUUGAAAGUAUUCCAACUCCUCGCACCACUGUGCCAGUAAAAGAAUUGGAAGAAGUAAAUAGAAAACCUGAGAAAACCAGACAACUGUCAAAAGGAGAGUCUGCCAAAGAACCAGAAUCCAUUAUGGAGCUUAUGAAAUCUGAAAUACAGCCACAGGAGUUUCUCAACAGGCGUUAUUUGCCUGAAGCAGAAUACUCUGUCAAGAAGAAGCCAGAAGAGCCCAGAUCUUGGGAAGCCGAGUGUGUUAGAAAACAAGAACCUCCAAAGUCCUGGGAGAUGCUUGUUGAUAUUAAAGAGCAGGAACAGAAGCAGAAACAAGAGACCUUAAAGCCUUGGGAAGCUCGUGUUAGACAGCAAGAACUAAAAAGACCAGAUUCUCCAAAGCCUUGGGAAGCUUCUGUUAAAGAGGAGGAACAGAAGCGUGAGUCUGCAAAGCCCUGGGAGACCAGUGUGGAGGAGGAACAGAAGAAGCCGGAAGCUCCAAAGGCAUGGGUAGCACGUGUCCGAGAGGAGCAGGAGUCUCCCAAACCCUGGGUAGCAAAGGUCAGGGAAGAGCAGGACCAGAAGAAACAGGAAUCACCUAAGCCAUGGGUAACAAAAGUUAGGGAAGAGCAGGAACAGAAAAAGCAGGAGUCCUCAAAACCUUGGGUAACCAAAGUUAAGGAAGAACCAGAAGAAAAGCAGGAAUCUCCAAAACCUUGGGUAACCCAAACUAGGGAGCAACCAGAACAAAAGAAGCCAGACCCUUUGAAAACAUGGGAAGUGCCUGUUAGGGAAGAGCCAGAGCAAAAGAAGCAGGAGCCUGUGAAGGCUUGGGCUACACAUGUUAGGGAGGAGCCAGAACAAAAGAAGCAGGAGACUCGAGAGGCUUGGGAAAAAGCUGACAGGCAGCAGCAAGUGUCAUCACCGCAGUUACAGAACCCUCCGAAGUCCUGGGCAGCUGCCAGUAUGGGGCCAAAGGAACAGAUGGGGCCAAAGAAGUUUGAUAUGGAACCCAAAGAAAGGCGGGACCGCAAACCGAAGGUUGAAUGCGAGAUUAAAAAAGUGCCUAAACCUGUACAUCAGCCAGCUGCAGAAUUUUGCUCUACUUCAACUCUUCCAAAAGAUCCAGUAUUGAGAAGGGAAAAACUUCAGGAUCUGAUGACUCAGAUACAAGGGACUUACAACUUCAUGCAAGAGUCCAUUCUGGAUUUUGAUAAAGCUUCACCAAGUGCCAUUGGUUCAUCCCAACCUCCUUCAGUUACUCCAGCAAGUAGUCCUGUAGCUUCGAAAGACCAGAAACUGCCAAGUCAGAGUGAUUUUCUUCAACAACCUCUUCAAGCUGCUGCUUCACCCAUGGCGCUGCAUGGUUCAAACACUUCCCUAGCAUCUGCUGAUCAUGCUCUUUCUGGCUCUGAAACUGAAGACUUGGUGACACCACAGGCAACUAUUCUCCUCCCAAGUGAGCCACAGUCACCAUUGCCUACUUCAAGCACCCCCAUGCCAUCAGUGCCACCAGCACAAAGCUUUCAGUCUCCUCCAGCAAGCAGCAGUUCUGUCACAAUAACAGCAGCUCCCUUUCAGGCUAUGCAGACUGUAUUUAAAGUGAAUGCACCACUGCCUCCACGUAAAGACCAGGAAAUUAAAGAGGAUUCUUCAUAUUCAGCAGGAUAUAACCAGAGUUUUUCCACAGCAAGUACACAGACUCCUCCUCAAUGCCAGUUGCAAUCUUCUCAUGUUGCAGAACAAACCUCUCUUUCACAAGAAUCUCUGUCCUCCGCAGUGAACUAUCAACCUGAUGGAGCUGUUCCUGUUAUCAAUGGUAGCCUUGCCUUUUAUCCAGCACAGGCUAAUGUUAUUCCCAGACCCCCUCAGCCUUACCUCAACAGUCGUGGGUCUGUCAGAGGAUCUGCUAGAGGUGGAAGGUCACUGGCUAACUCAUAUCGCUCCCCUGGUGGGUACAAAGGUUUUGAUGCUUACAGAGGUUCACCUUCAUUAACUAAUGGCAACUAUGGCCAGCUACAGUUUCCUGGUAGAGAUUAUGCUGGAAUGCCAUAUUCUCAGAGGGACGUUAAUUACCAGCAGUGCUAUAAACGAGGUGGGAUAAGUAGUGGUCCUCGAGCAAAUUCAAGAGCAGGGUGGAGUGACUCCUCUCAGGUGAGCAGCCCAGAACGAGACAAUGAGACCUUUAACAGUGGGGACUCUGGGCAGGGAGACUCCCGCAGCAUCACCCCUGUGGAUGUGCCAGUGACGAGCCAGGCUGCCACCAUACUCCCGGUGCACGUCUACCCGCUCCCACAGCAGAUGAGAGUCGCCUUCUCUGCUGCUCGAACAUCCAACCUGGCCCCUGGAACUCUAGAUCAGCCCAUUGUGUUUGACCUGUUGCUGAACAACCUCGGAGAAACUUUUGAUAUCCAGUUUGGUAGGUUCAACUGUCCGGUGAAUGGUACCUAUGUCUUCAUCUUCCACAUGCUGAAACUGGCUGUCAAUGUCCCUCUGUAUGUGAAUCUCAUGAAGAAUGAAGAGGUCCUUGUGUCAGCAUAUGCAAAUGAUGGGGCUCCUGACCAUGAAACAGCCAGUAACCAUGCAGUCCUGCAGCUGUUCCAGGGAGAUCAGAUCUGGCUACGGCUGCAUCGGGGAGCCAUCUAUGGAAGUAGCUGGAAAUACUCCACCUUUUCAGGAUACCUCCUUUAUCAGGACUAA
Messenger RNA from Sturnus vulgaris (Common starling), 3458 nucleotides. NCBI's taxonomy places the organism in Eukaryota, Metazoa, Chordata, Aves, Passeriformes, Sturnidae. The record is from RefSeq and is a predicted model, not a curated record.